UAUAUUUUUAAGUUUAUUGCCUUCCUACUACUUGUUUAUCAAAUGAGUUCUGCACUUUUAAAAUACAUAUCCAGGCCCACAGUUGUCUCAACUAAAUAUAAACGACUGGACGAGGUUGUGUUGCCUACAGUCACUAUUUGUAGCUAUGAUCAGUAUGAUUGGUUUGCUGCUAGGGAUUUAGGAUACAAAUAUAGAACAAGCUUUUACUGUGGACUACUAGAUGAUGGGGUGACUGGACAGUUGUCUUGGGGAGGCUUCGCGGGACGGGACUUUGAAGAAACAAAAAAAAUAUUGUACAAAGCAAAUUUUGAUGCCAUAAUUGUUCACAAUGUUUCCUUUACAGAAAAAUUCAUUAUUCCCCAUGGAAACUGUAAAGAAUUGAACAAUUAUAACACUUCUGAAACUUUAAUGGUGAACAUCACCAAAGGACAUGUGGAUAUGUUUGUUACAGACCCAGCAAAAACACUGUACUACAAAGUGUCUACACUUUCUAUGCUUGGAGAUGAAAUAAAUCUUGCAACAGACGAAAAAGAACCAACAAAACUACUUUUAGAUUACUUAAUACAUGUAAAGCAGACAGUAUUGGACCCAAAAAACCCUAAUGAAGAAUGCACGGAUUAUCAGGAUGAAAGCACAUACUUCUCCCAGGCUGAAUGUAUAGAAACCACGUUCCAGAGAAGAAUUGAAGAAGAUAUUGGUUGCAAUAUACCAUGGAUGUCACCGACUAAUAGUUGCCGAGGAAUAGUAAACAAACAAUACUCAGAAACCAUCUUAAACGAUCUUAAGGAUUUUUGGGAACAGUUGAAACUAUCUCUAGACCCUAAAACUAAGGACUGUAAGGUUCCCUGCCUUGAAACUAAGAUUACCUCUAGAAAGCUAAGAUCCACACGAAGUUUAAACGGUGAAAACUAUAUAAGAAUAAGAUUUAAUCCUCUGGUUGAAAUAACCAGAAGCGUAUCAGAUUACGAUGAAUGGAACCUAAUUGUUGAACUUGGUAGUGCUCUUGGUCUUUGGUUAGGGUUGUCUAUAGUCAAUGUUUUUGACAACACUAUAACUUUAAUUAGAAAAGUUAUCGUGCUUCUAUGUAAAAAAAUUUAAAUUUAAUUCUUAUCAAAAUUUAUGUGUAUGCAUGGCU
Molecule: messenger RNA, 1135 nt
Organism: Eurytemora carolleeae
Lineage: Eukaryota; Metazoa; Arthropoda; Copepoda; Calanoida; Temoridae
Exons: 2
Coding region: 43-1098 (351 amino acids)
Biological process (GO): sodium ion transmembrane transport
Cellular component (GO): membrane
Molecular function (GO): ligand-gated sodium channel activity
Source: RefSeq, a predicted model, not a curated record